This is a messenger RNA of Colossoma macropomum (tambaqui), 5698 nucleotides long. RefSeq names its product choline transporter-like protein 5-B. Gene Ontology annotation, molecular function: transmembrane transporter activity. Bases 73 to 2343 code for a protein of 756 amino acids. Lineage: Eukaryota; Metazoa; Chordata; Actinopteri; Characiformes; Serrasalmidae. Gene Ontology annotation, biological process: transmembrane transport. Gene Ontology annotation, cellular component: membrane. The transcript has 23 exons. The record is from RefSeq and is a predicted model, not a curated record.
CGCGCUGUAAACACAAUGACGCGUUGAACACACGCAGCUGAAAUCCAGGCGCUUCAAAGCUUCACCUUUCAUAUGCAAGCUCACCAACACGGAGUGGAGAGGACGUUUAUCCCGAGAAAGACGAGCAGAGUGGACCCCGACGGACAGAUGGCCAGAAAGAGCGCCGUUCCUCCGUCCUACUACGGUGAGCCACACAAGUUUGACCCAACGUUUAGAGGGCCGGUCCACAAAAGGGGCUGCACAGACGUGCUUUGCUGUGUGAUCUUCGUCAUCGUCAUCCUCGGCUACAUCACUCUCGGAGCAGUGGCAUGGAUGCACGGUGAUCCGCGGAAAGUGGUUUAUCCCACAGACAGCUACGGCCAGUUUUGCGGCCAGCAGGGGACGCCCAACGCAAACAAAGCCAUAUUGUUCUACUUCAACAUUUUACACUGUGCCAACCCAGCAGUUCUCAUCAACCUGCAGUGCCCUACAACUCAGCUGUGUGUAUCCAAGUGCCCAGACAGAUUUGCCACAUAUUUAGACAUGCAGUAUAACUACAGCAGGAACCGGAGCUACUGGGAGUACUACAGACAGUUCUGCAAACCCGGCUUCGACAAUCCAAAAAAGUCCGUCGCUCAGGUGCUCAGGGAUGAAGACUGUCCCUCCAUGCUGGUUCCCAGCAGACCCUUCCUUCAGAGGUGCUUUCCAGAUUUCAUCACCAGAAAUGGGACGCUAACCGUCGCCAACAAAACAGACUUUAAGGACGGUCUAGGUAAAACCCGGAGUGUCGUUGAUCUCAGAGACGCUGCCAAGGGAGAGCAGUCAGCUUUAUUUGGUGGCAUCGCCAGCCUGCUGGACGCCAAGGAGGUGGGCACCAAGAUCUUUGAGGACUACGCGAGCUCCUGGUACUGGAUUUUAAUAGGUCUGGUCAUUACUAUGGUGAUCAGUCUGCUCUUCAUCCUCUUGCUGAGGUUCACUGCAGGAGUGCUGCUGUGGUGCGUCAUCUUCGGAGUGAUCGCUGCGGUGGGAUACGGUAUCUGGCACUGUUAUUGGGAGUAUGUAGCUCUGCGGGGGAAGCCCAACGCCGAUGUCACUAUUUCUGAUAUUGGCUUCCAGACGGAUUUCAGGGUUUAUCUGCAGCUGAGCCAAACCUGGCUGAUCUUCAUGAUCUCUCUGGCGGUGAUAGAGGCUGUGAUCAUUAUGAUGCUGAUCUUCCUGAGGAGGAGAGUCCGCAUCGCCAUAGCUCUGCUGAAAGAGGGCAGCAAGGCUGUCAGCUACAUCAUGUCGACUCUGUUUUAUCCCAUCAUCACUUUCCUCUUGCUGGCUCUCUGCAUAGCGUACUGGGCUGUGACGGCCAUUUUCUUGGCGUCGUCCGGUGAUGCCGUUUAUAAAGUGAUGUCAACACAACCAAACUGUAAAUACACCAACAUCACCUGCAACCCUGAGACGUUCGGUCAGUCUAACGUCAGCCGGGUGUGUCCAGGCUCUCAGUGUACGUUUGCGUUCUACGGCGGUGAGAGCGUGUACCACCGCUACAUCUUCGUCCUGCAGCUGUGUAACCUGCUGGUCUUCCUCUGGCUCGUCAAUUUCGUCAUCGCUCUGGGUCAGUGCACGCUGGCCGGAGCCUUUGCCUCAUACUACUGGGCCCUGAAGAAGCCUGCGGAUAUCCCAGCAUGCCCUCUGGCUGCCUCCUUCGGCCGGGCCAUCAGGUAUCAUACGGGUUCUUUGGCUUUUGGUGCAUUAAUCCUCUCCAUAGUGCAGUUCUUCCGGAUUGUUCUGGAAUACCUGGACCACAAACUCAAAGGUGCUCAUAACGCGUUUGCACGCUUCCUGCUGUGCUGUUUGAAAUGCUGCUUCUGGUGCCUGGAGCGUUUCAUCAAGUUCAUGAACAGGAACGCAUACAUUAUGAUUGCGAUUUAUGGGAGGAAUUUCUGUGCCUCAGCGAGAGACGCUUUCUUCCUGCUGAUGAGAAACGUGGUGAGGGUGGCCGUGCUGGACAAGGUCACUGACUUCCUGCUGUUUCUAGGGAAGCUGCUGAUUUCGGGGAGCGUUGGCGUCCUCGCGUUCUUUUUCUUCACUCGCAAGAUACCGGUCAUUCAGGAGGAAGUGCCAUCACUAAAUUACUACUGGGUCCCCCUGCUGACUGUGAUUUUUGGGUCCUAUCUGGUUGCCCAUGGGUUCUUUAACGUCUAUGCCAUGUGUGUGGACACACUUUUUCUCUGCUUCUUGGUGGAUCUGGAGAAGAACGACGGCUCUGCGGCUCGGCCGUACUUCAUGAGCAGCACCCUGAGAGCCAUCCUCAACAAGAAGAACCACAGGAGGGCACCUGAGAAGAAGAGAGCCAGAGCAGGGAGGAGAAAAUGAUGAGAAAAAAAGACUUUUUUGAUAGUUUGAGAAUGAGAGAGAGUUCUGAGGAGGUGGCUUUAACCUCCUCAAUAAGAGAACAGGUGAGAUUUAUCACUUACUCACCUGGCAGGUAAGCGUUUGUGAGCUGGAAUGGGGAAAAAACAUCACUAGUGCCAAUACAACACAUACCUUCAGGAAAAACAUCAAUAGAAAAUAUUUUUUAUGAUAAUUAUAAUAACUAAGAUAAUCUACAUGUAUGCAUUUUAGCAGUUAUCAUCAGAGGCUCGUUGAGCAAGAAGGCAGUGCAGGCCGAACCUGGAAGUUUCUGGCAUUUAAAGAGAAAUUCCACUGAUUUUUAAUAAUUUCUCAUAAUUAGAUGGUUAAGAUGUAAACAGAGUCGUUCAGAGCGGUUUGGUGUGAAACGCUCCGUUCUAGAGAAACUUACCGAGUCAGAACUGUUCACAGUGGUGGUGAUAGGAACCAGACGUCCACCUCUAAAAGCUCCCUCACAGAAAGUUACUACAUGAAAUGGUUAUGAAUUCACUGCCUGACGUCUGAGACACUGUUCUGCCAUAGUUUUGAGAAGAUUUUGGGCCUAGAAUGUAUUUUAUUAUGUCUGAGACGUUGUUUUAUGAUAAAAUUUUGGCCUUAAACAUAUUUUUAAACUCCAUUCCUGGUACAGGGAUACAUGUAGCAUGUUGUGAGGCUAAAUAGUCCUCAAAGAAAACGUAUUAUUUUAGAUUUAGCACUAUUUUACAUCAUAUUCCUUAAAAGACUUGUGUAAGUUCACUGGUGGUUUUGGAUAGUAAAUAAAAUGUCUAUAUUUGUGUUGUAGUCAUGGCGACCCCUGGUUCCUCACCACCACUGUUAGGAGAUCUGAACCAUUUCACACCAAACCACUCAGAAUCACUCUGAUUACACCUCACUCACUCAAUCAUCCAGAAAUUUUGAAAAAAUGGUGGGUUUCCCCUUUAAGUGUUUUUAGUUGUGGUACUUGGGAGACCACAGGUUCACGAUGGACCAAAAGAAUGAAAGCCAUUUCAGAGAUCUAAUGCAGAACAAACAUAUUACUGUACGUCAGCUCUCAAAGAGAACUAAAUAUUAAUAACAUACAUCAGAGAUUGGCUUUUAGCACUGAUCUGCUCCAUCCUCACUGACUCAGCACGUACAGGCUUCCUCCAACAAACUGUAGUGGGAAAAACAGUGCACACUCGAUCUUCUCCAUCUGCUGUGGCUUAUUAUAUUCAUUUGUAUUGUAUAAUAUAAUAUAAUAUACUUGAAUUCCGAGUGAACUUAAUUGUUCUGAAGUAAUUCUUAAAAUGUAGUAACUCCAGAUGUCCAUUAGGGGGCUCAUUAGCGUGAGCCUGCAGUAAGCAGUGUUUUAUUUUUAGAAUUCUUUUUUAUUAUUUAUAUUACUCAUAUUUAACACCUAUUCAUUUUCAUUCAUAUGAACCCCCCAUAACUGUGUAACAUAUCUGGGGGGUGCGCUUAUUUCUUCUCUCAUAUUGAGAAAUUACAGCCGACUCGCCGUCCAUUAAGCCAUGUUUUAUGUUUUGUGUGGUUUUAUGUGUUUUUUACACAUAACUGAAUCAGAAGCUCCGUCAGACCCUCCAGCUCUGUUCUGCCAUGCAGAGCUUUUUAACCCGUUUCAGCUGAUCUUUAUUCCCGUUGUCAGCUGUUAGCGUAGCUGAGUUUGUGUUAUAUUGGACCGUCUGAGUGUCCGGAUGUCUGAAUGUAGGGCAGUAAUUCGUCUGAGCACAUUUAUGAAUUUAUAAUCAUAUUCCACUUAUCUCUGCUAACUGCCUGCAUUUUCGAGCUCUCAUUUUCUCUUUCCUCUCACGUUUAAACGCCGUCUUUGAUGACUGCACUUCAGAAAACACCACCACGGCGGGUGAAAACAUCUUUAAUGUAGGUAAUAUUCUCCCACUGAGCUGGCAGAUCAUUUUAUUUCCUGAAAACAUCAUUUCUCAAAACAAACAACAUUAUAAUACAAUCAUUUCACCUGUUAUUAUUGCUCAAUAUAAGUAAAAGAAAAUAUUAGUAUAAUAAUAAUCUUAAAGUCUAUGGUUAUGCUACACCCAUUUCCAUAGUUACACUACACCAAUUUUCAUGGUUACACCACACCUGUUUCCAUAGUUACGCUACAACUGUUUCUAUAGUUACACCACACCUGUUUCCAUAGUUACGCUACAACUGUUUCUAUAGUUACACUACACCUGUUUCUAUAGUUACACUAUAGCUGUUUCUAUAGUUACACUAUACCAAUUUCCAUGGUUACACCACGCCUGUUUCCGUUGUCAUGCUACACCCAUUUCCAUAGCCAUGUGCAUUUAAUUUUGUAGUUACACUACACCUGUUUCUAUAGUUACGUUACACCUGUUCCUAUAGUUACGCCACACCUGUUUCUAUGGUUACACUGCAACUGUUUCCAUAGUCAUGUGCACCUAAUUCUAUAGUUACACCACACGUGUUUCCAUACUUACAAUGCACAGUUUCUAUGAUUAUGCUGCAACCAUUACCAUGGUUACGGUUUAUCUUUUUCCAUGGUUACACUACACCUGUUUCCAUAGUUACACUAUGCACAUUUCCAUGGUUACACUACACCUGUUUCCAUAGUUACACUAUGCACAUUUCCGUGGUUACACUACACCUGUUUCCAUAGUUACACUAUGCACAUUUCCAUGGUUACACUACACCUGUUUCCAUAGUUACACUAUGCACAUUUCCAUGGUUACACUACACCUGUUUCCAUCGUGACACUAUGCACAUUUCCAUGGUUACACUACACCUGUUUCCAUAGUGACACUAUGCACAUUUCCAUGGUUACACUACACCUGUUUCCAUAGUGACACUAUGCACAUUUCCAUGGUUACACUACACCUGUUUCCUGUAGUUACACAAAUUCCCAUGUUUACACCUGCUUCAGAAUUAUGCUCCUCUUUUGUUUGAACGUUUGAGCUAAUCUGUCUGCAUUGCUUCAGGAACUUCAGUGGUCGACCUGCAGUGUCAGAUAUAUAAUAAAAUGUGUGCGGAGCUGCAGUGAUUUCCUGUACAGCAGCGUUAUUCGUGCGAUUGCUGUGCCUGUGUGGUUAAAUGAAGAAUUUCUGUCUUAUUUGUGCUGUUUUUACAGAACUGUCUUUUAAAACGUGUCCAAGAACACUACUACACAAUUACACUCACACUCAAACAUCCUCUUUGUUACCAUGUUUAUGAACCAUGUUUUUUUUGCUCAUUAUAAUGUGAAUAAUAUUGUUAGCUUUAAUAUUCACAGUCAGUUUUUUAAUGCAUGGUUUUGAUUAAAUCAAACGGAUCUAAACUGACACAGUAUAUGCAUUUUUUUUUUGUGUUGUAAAUAAAUGUAAAGAGAGAUUUC